AUGUCUCAAACGCUAUUCAAGCAAGUCGACCUCUUCGGUGGCGCCAUCGUUGCCGAAAUCCCCAGCACAUUUCAGGACGUCAGCACCAUCCGCCAAGUCCCCGACAACCAAGAAGUCUUCCUCGACCCCGAUGGUUUCACCUCCAUAACCUUCGACAUCCUAGAACGCGUCGAAAAGUCCACCGACAUUGAAGCACUUAAAUACCACCUCUCCGACAUCGUCGACGAAGAUGCCGCUCAAACGAAACUCCACUCUUCCAGCACAGCGGUCUUGGCGAAAAUGCCGCAGACUACGUGCUUAACAUUGUUGGCGACGAGUCCACCGGGGGAGAAGAUGAGGGGGAGGCCGAAUGAGCCUGAAUUUGUGGGGACUUUGAUGGUGUUGGUGAGGUUGGAGGCGCAGAAGACGGAUGUGGUGGUUACGGUUAAUGUGCCGCAUUUGAAGGGGCAGUAUGAGGAGGGUGCGGUUAAGCUGGAGGAGGGGAGGUAUGGGUUGCUGCUGGAGGCGGGGCAGGUGGUGAAGGAUAGAGUGUUGGGAAGUUUUGAAGUUAGGGAUUGGGGGUUGUUUGUGAAUGAGUGA
Molecule: messenger RNA, 579 nt
Organism: Fulvia fulva
Lineage: Eukaryota; Fungi; Ascomycota; Dothideomycetes; Mycosphaerellales; Mycosphaerellaceae
Product: Nuclear import protein MOG1
Exons: 2
Coding region: 1-579 (192 amino acids)
Biological process (GO): protein import into nucleus
Cellular component (GO): nucleus
Molecular function (GO): guanyl-nucleotide exchange factor activity; small GTPase binding
Source: RefSeq, a predicted model, not a curated record